AUGCAUCCCAGACGUCCCGCCAGCCCGUCCAAAUCCCUCGAACCUUCACCCAUGGCCGACAUCAGCCUCUCCCUCCGCACAGCCUUCAUGGAUAACACACACUACCGUCGCGAGAGCGACUCUCUAUCCACCAGCGCCCUCAGUUCCGCCAGCGGCAGUCCCACCUCCUCACCAACCUCCGGCUGGCCCUUUCGCAAGCACCGAUUCUCAGGCUCUCACACCACCGAGCCCAGUAGUCGGGAUCGCAGCCGAAGUCCGUUUGCCAACAUCAUUCCAUUCUCUUUCCGUCGCUCCUCCCCAUUUUUCUUGCGUCGACGGCCGUCCGCCGUGGAUUUGGCGUUGAGUGAGGAACGAUCACGCUGUGAUGAGGAUGCUAUUGAGCGAGUGGGGUUGAGCAUGAUGGAACCCCGUCCUGUAGAUCCAAUCCCUAUUGCAAUGGAUUUGAAUACCAACUUGCUUAGUGAUAUGGCGAGUCAGCGAAGUUCUUAUACCCCGUCGUCUCAGGGCUCGAUUCGUGGAGGCUCGCAACAUCCUCGAUAUGUGAUGGGCGGUAUUAUUGAAGUCAUGGAGGGGAGUGCUUAA
Talaromyces marneffei is the source of this 582-nucleotide messenger RNA. RefSeq lists its product as uncharacterized. NCBI's taxonomy places the organism in Eukaryota, Fungi, Ascomycota, Eurotiomycetes, Eurotiales, Trichocomaceae. Bases 1 to 582 code for a protein of 193 amino acids. The transcript has a single exon. The record is from RefSeq and is a predicted model, not a curated record.